Molecule: messenger RNA, 11418 nt
Organism: Rotaria sordida
Lineage: Eukaryota; Metazoa; Rotifera; Eurotatoria; Philodinida; Philodinidae
Source: the annotation of a GenBank genome assembly
AUGCUACAAGCGCAAAGAAUUAUUCUUGCAGUCAUUCUACUGUCGCUAGUAGCAGAAUUAACGAAUAGCCAAACAUGUUCAUACAUGUGGGAUCCAAUUUUCGAACUGAACUCAAACAAUCCACCGGAAAUGUGUGAUGUGAGCACAACAAGUGGUUCGUCAUGUACUUUUCCAUUCAAUUAUAACGGGAUUACGUACAAAACCUGUACUAUUUUUGGUCCAAAUAAUGGUAAUUUUCGACCACAAUGUGCUAUCACAGUGAAUUCAAAUAGGACUGCAGUUACAUGGUCAUUUUGUCAGGUACCUACUGAUGCAGUUAUUUUCUAUUCAACUGUUCGUAAAGGUGGUUAUUGGACACAAAAUGGUGGUAGUACACAAGGUGGUACUAUGAUAUGGAUAUAUGGUAAUCGAUUUGCACAAAAUGGUUUUAAUUCAGUACCAUCAAUAACAAAUACAAAUACUGUACAAUUAGUUGAUAGUUAUUCUGUUUAUGAUUGUGAAAUGCAUAAUGAUAAAACAACAAAUACACAAUUAACUUGUUAUGCACCAUCAUUACCUGAAAGUCUUUAUCAAAUUCGAGUUUCUGUUAAUGGUAAUUUAAUUCCACUCUAUCAAUAUUAUGAUUCAAAUCGUGCACUUUUUUCAUCAAUGCCAAGUCAAACACCAACUAUUACUGGUAUUCAACCACAAUCAGGAACACCACAAUCAUUAAUUACAUUAACGGGCUCAUUUAAAACAUCAUGUUAUUCACGAGAUAUUGAAGGUUGUGCACAAGAUAAUAAUCCACUUAUUUCUCGAAUCUAUGUUGGCGGUCAUCUUUGCAAUGUUAUUGAUCAAUCAACUGGUUCUAUUUAUACAAAUGUAACUUCAACAAGUCUUACUUGUAAAUUCGAAGAUAAUGAAGUUGGUUUAUUCAAUAUUAGUAUGAUUGUUACAAAUGAAUAUGGUCGUUCAUUAACUAGUUCAAAUUUAUAUCGAGUAUCAGCUGAUGAAAAUUUAUAUACAUUUCAAAGCUAUGCCGUUAUUUCAAAUGUUAUGCCAAAUUCGGGUAGUACACAAGGUGGUACAAUAUUAACUAUCAGUGGUAAUUAUUUUAGUAAUAGUGCAACUUAUCCUUUGGUAGUUAAAAUUGGUGGAGAACCAUGUACAGUUUUAAGUUCAACAACAACAACAAUUCAAUGUCAAACACCCGUAGCACCACAAGGAAGUCAAAGUCAAUAUCAAGGUGGUCGUGGUUUACAAAUUUUUCGUACAUCAGGUUCUACUACACAGUCGACAUUAUCUAGUGCAAAUCCACCAACACCAACUGGUAAUGCGUUAUGGACAGAUGACGCUCUCUUUGUUUCAAGUUCAUCAUCAGCUGAAACAGUGUGGCUUAUUGGUUUUAUACGUUUACCUAAAACAGCUACAUAUACAUUUAUUUUGGAUACCAAUGGUAAUGCUGCUUUAUUUCUUAGUACAGACGAUAGUCCAACAAAUAAAGUAAAUAUUGCUACUGCAACUAGUACUCAAUCAACACCUAUUUCAUUAAAUAAUAAUACAAAUUAUUAUUUAUUUUGUGUUGGUUCUCGAUCAAGUGGAUAUUUACGAUUAGGUAUUCAAGCACGAAUGCAUGAAACAGCAUUAACAGCAAAAACAUCAAGUUUAAUACUAAAUGAAAUUCAACGUAUCGAUGUUACUUCUAAUGCUACUUCUGAACAACAACGAAUUACUUAUACAGUAAGUGCAUCAAAUGGAACAUCUGAAGUUCAAUCAUUACAAGUUGAUAAUUCAAUAUUUCAAAUUGGUUUUCGUGGUGUUUAUACAGCUAUUCAAAAUGGACGACCAACAGCUGUUGCUAUUCAAACAGCACUUAAUGAUUUACCAACUAUAUCUCCAUUAACAGUAUCAGUUUCAGCAACAAGUACACUUUAUAUGAUAACAUUUCCAGCUGCAAUGGGUGAUGUACCUUUAUUAACAUGUAUAUCAACAUCACCAAAUACACCAAAUAUAAUUGAAGUUGUUCAAGGUAUUGGUUCAGGUUCAAAAAUAGCAUUUGAAUUAGAUGGACAAUUAACAGAUUAUAUUGAUUUUAUUAAUUCUAAUUUAACACAAGCAGAUCUUUAUCCAAUAAUAAAUAAUUUAUUUAGUAUUCAAUGUCCACCAUCAAUAAAUAAUGCUAAAUUAACAACAUCAAUUGUUUAUUUAGAAGAUUUUGAAACAAAUUGUAUUUAUGAUGAAACACCAAUAACAACAAAUGCAUUUUGUGGACAAUGUUCAUUAAAUGGUAAUACAUUAAUUAAUAAUAAUAAUAAAACUGGCAAUUAUUUAUGUUUUGCAUAUCGUAUACUUAAUAGUUAUGUUAUAUCAAUUGAUAUGGGUAUACAAAUAAAUGGUGAUACAACAACAACACUUUGGCCAAGUAUAUCAUUUUCACCAAAAUCUGAUAAACUUUGGCAUUAUACAUGUAUUGAUAUACGUGCUAGACUUCUAUCACAAUCAUCAAUUGAUUCAACUGUUUCAUCAAUUGUUAUAACAUAUGCAUGGCUUAAUAAGAAUAUAAAAAACAGUAUUUAUAUUGAUACUGUAUCAAUUCGUACAGCAUUACCACAAGGUUAUGAAGAUAUUAAUACAUAUCCAAUUGAUCAAUCAAUUAAUUCAUCAUGUGUUUUUCCAUUUUAUUAUAAUGGAAAUAGUUAUCCAGCAUGUACAUUAGAUAAUAAUAGUAUACCAAUAUGUGCUGAUAUUAAUAAUGUUACAUAUCAAUGUAAAAGUUCAUCAAUAGAAGGUGUACGAAGACUUUAUCCAAAACAUCAAUUAUCAUAUAAUACAUUACAAGUGGCAUAUUCAUCAAUUAAUUCACAAAUUACAACUAAUUUUCGAUAUAGUGAUUGUGUAAGACCAACACAAUUUGUUUCAUGGCCAUCAUCAAAUGCAACAAUAACUAGUUUAUCAACAGCAUCAGAUAAAGCUAGUGGAACAUUUGAUCUUGUAUUUAAUUCACAAACAUAUGCAUCAAUACCUGUUAGUAUUUCAGCAACAGAUUUAGCUAAUCAAUUACAAGCAUCAUCGAAUUUUGGCUAUUUAAAUGUAAAACGUUCAGGCGACUGUACAGGAUAUUCAUAUGUUAUUGAAUGGAUUGCUAAUGGUGGACAAAAAUCAGCUAUUUCAAUAACAAAUGCCGGUUCAGUUUUACCAUCUGGUACAACAGUAACAGCAACAGUUGUACAAUCAGGUGGAGUUCUUUUUAAACCAUUAUCAGGAGAUAUGACACGUACAUAUCAAGCUAAUCCACAGGUUGAAGUUUUUGUUGGGGGUUUUCCAUCACAAUGUUCAAGUAAUAGUACAUGUGAUUUUCAAUGGUUAUCAAGUCAAACUCCAACUGUAACAUCAAUUGUACAAAGUAGUAUGACAUUAACAAUUACAGGUACUGGUUUUAGUACAAUACCAAGUUCAAAUACAGUUAUUAUUGGAACAUCUGGUUCAUGUACUGUUACAUCAGCUACAACAACAUCACUUCUAUGUACAAUUGCUGCUGCUCCAUCAGGCACUUAUAAUGUUCAAGUUAAUGUUGCUGGUAAAGGUUUAGCAUCAAGUACAUCAAAUUUCACAGCAACUAUAUCACUUCAAGUUACAUCAAUUUCUCCAAUACAAGGAGGAGCUGGUGGUGGCUAUACAAUAAAUGUAACUGGAACAGGAUUUUCAUCAUCUUCAUCUGUUACAAUUGGUGGUAAUUUAUGUACAGAUCCAAUCAUAUCUAAUUUUUCAUUAAUAACAUGUACUGUACCACCUACAACAGUUUUAACAAAUACUCAAGUAUCUGUUGUUGUUACAUCGGAUUCAAAUACAGCUACAUCAUCAACACAAUUUACAUAUGAUGUUACUAAUACACCUUCAAUAACAUCAGUUAGUCCUAAUGUUGUAACAAUGUCUGCUGGUCAAUUAACAAUAACUGGUACAAAUUUUGGUAGUAAUUCAAUUUCUGUAUUAAUUGGUACAACAAAAGCUCAAGUUCAAUCAAUAUCAUCAACACAAAUCAUAGCUAAUUUACCAUCAUUAGCACCUGGUCUUUAUCCAAUUCGAGUUAUAACAACAAAUGGCUAUGCACGUCCAGCAUUACAAAUUGAAUAUCGUUUUUAUGUACAAACUGUAGAACCACACAUCGGUUCAUUAUAUGGUGGAAGUGAUAUUUAUGUACAAGGUGAAGGUUUUGAUAAUACAACAACAGUUUCAUUUACUGAUGGUUCAAAUGAUGAUGUAUCAUGUAAUGUUAUAUCUUUUCAAUCAAAUCAAAUUCAUUGUCGAACAGAAAAUGUUGCACCACGUGUUAUCAUAUCAUCAAAUGGUGUUGAUCCAACUUAUGGUAGUGGUUUUGCAUGGUCACCACAAUUUGCAACUGUCGAACAAGGUGCAAUUGUUGAAUGGCAAUGGGGUUCAUCAGCACUUUUAACAACAUUAUCAUAUAAAGUUCAACAAGUAACAAGUGGUUAUUCAACAACACCAUCAUCAGGUGGUUUUGAUUCAGGCAAUGCAACAGCAUCAGGAUCAUUUUCAUAUCAAUUUCAAAAUACUGGAACAUAUUAUUAUUGGACACCAGCUGUUGAUCAAUCUGGUUUAAUUGUUAUGCGUGGUGUUAUUAAUGUUAUUGCUGCUCAACCACGAACACUUACUGUUAAAGUAUCAUCAAGAUCAUUUACUGCUCAAUCAUGUGCUUUUCCAUUUACAUUUAAUUCUAUUACAUAUACAGCAUGUACGACAAAUAAUGACACGCAAUUAUGGUGUUCACCAACAUCAACAUAUACUGGUCAACGACUUUAUUGUACACCAAAUGCUGCUGUACCAUCAUCAUCAUGUGUUUCAAGUUUAUUAAUUAAUCCAAGUUCAUGUUCACAAACAGUUCCAUCAAAUGUUUUAAAAGUUUUAUUUACACCAUGUACAAUUGGUACAGUAACAUCAAUUUCACCAGUACAAGGUACAACAGGAACAACAAUUACAAUAAUAGGAACAGGUUUUAGUACAACAACAUGUGAAAAUAUUGUUCUUAUUGGAUCAUCAUAUCAAUGUCCAAUAUCAAGUGCAUCAACAACACAAAUUGUUUGUCAAAUUGGUUCAAAUUCUUUACUUAAUGGAAAAUCAAUUCAAAGUUUUAAUAUUAUUAGAGAUCGUCAAGGUUUCUUAAGUAAUAAUGGUCUUAUACAAUUUCAAUUUCAAGCAAAAAUUACCAAUGUAUCACCAUUACAAGGUUCAAUUGCUGGUGGUACUCAAGUAACAAUAACUGGUGAUGGUUUUAUACCAGAUGAUACACGUGUUUUUGUUGGAAGUAUUGAAUAUACAUCAUUAGCAACAAUAACUUAUUCACAAAUUCAAUUUAUAACUCAACAACCACCAUCAAAUUAUAUCGAUCAAACAAUUCCAAUAACAAUAUUAAUUGGUACAAAUCAAGCUGUAUGUUCAUCAGGAUCAUGUACAUUUAAAUGGGCACGAAGUGUAACACCAUAUCUAACAUCAGUUAGUCCAACAUCAAUAAAUGGUCCACAAACAUUAACUUUAACUGGUCAAAAUUUAGAAGCUACAGGUUCAAUUUCAUCAGCAAAUACUCAUGUAACUGUUGAUGGACAACCAUGUAAUGUAACAUCAGUAUCAAAUUCAUCAAUUACAUGUGCUAUUGGUAAUACUCAAGUUGGAGAUUAUUCAUUUGUUGCAUCUAUUGAUGGUGUCGGAACUGCUGUAUCAUCACCAAUUAUUACAUCAAUUGCAACUAUUUCAAAUGUUUCACCAACAUCAGGUAGUACAUAUGGUGGUGUUCUUCUUACAAUUAAUGGUAAUGGAUUUGCUCGUUUAUCAAGUAAUAUUCAAGUAACAAUUGGUUCAAGUACAUGUUCAAUAGUUGAAACAACACCUGGACAAGUUCAAUGUAUAGUUCCAACUCAAGGAUCAAAUACAUCACCAGCAACAAUUCAUGUUAUUUCAAAUGGUGUAACAUUUCCAGGCUCAUUUACAUUUACAUACAAUUCAGGUGUAACACCAACAAUAACAUCAAUUAGUCCAUCAUUUGGAACUGCUGGUCAAACAUUAACUAUUUCAGGUUCAAAUUUUGUUAGUGGUCAAACAAGUGUUUCGAUUGGUGGUGCAACAUGUACGAAUGUUAGUGUAUCAUCAUCAUCAUCAAUAACAUGUACAAUUAGUUCAAGUCCAGCUGGUAGUCAACCAGUUAUUGUUUCUGUUUCAUCAGUUGGUAAAUCAAAUUCUAAUAUUCAAUUUCAAUAUACUUUACAAGUUAAUAGUAUAUCACCAUCUCGAGGUAGUUAUGGUGGUGGUCAAUUAGUUACUGUUAAUGGUGAUGGAUUUAAUACAUCAAGUAUAAGUGUUACAAUUUGUAGUCAAUCUUGUCAAUCUAUAUCUGUUCUAUCAAAUACUCAAUUAACUUGUGUAACACCAUCGGCAAGUUAUUCUGCAACAGAUCAAUCAUGUAGUUUAACAGUUACAGUUGGAAGUUUAUCACAAAAUAUAACUUAUGUAUAUCAAUCAAAUUUAACAGCAACUAUUACAUCAAUAAGUCCAACACGAGGUGGAACUGGUGGUGGUACAUCAUUAGCAAUUACUGGAACAAAUUUUCCAACAUCAAGCAAUAGUGUAACAGUCAGUAUUGCUGGUGUAUCAUGUUCAAUUCAAACAGUUUCAUCAACAUCAAUUACUUGUUUAACAGGUAGUUAUUCUCAAACAACAGUUCAAGCACCAGUCAUUGUUAGUAUUGUUAAUGGUGGUAAUGCAAUUGGAUCGGCUCAAUUUCAAUAUAUUGAUCUUUGGUCAAGUCCAUGGACAUGGGGAGGUGAUUCACCACCUGAUGAAGGAACAAUUGUUUCAAUUGAUAGUGGAAAAACAGUUUAUUUUGAUACAACAACACCUAUUAUUAAAGCUAUUGUUAUUGAUAAUGCUUCAUUAAUAUUUGAUGAUAAUCAAGAUGUUGCUUUAAACGCUGAAUAUAUAUUAGUUGUAAAUGGUGGUCGAUUACAAAUUGGUACUGAAACUAAUCCAUUUCAACAUAAAGCAGUUAUUACAAUGUAUGGUCAUUUAAGAUCAAUUGAAUUACCAAUAUUCGGAGCGAAAGUUUUAGCUUUACGAGAGGGUAUUGUUGAUAUGCAUGGCAGAAAUGUUGUUCGAACAUGGGCACGUUUAGCUUCUACAGCUGCUGCUGGAUCAACUCAAAUAACUCUUCUUCAAAAUGUUGAUUGGUCAGUAGGAAGUCAAAUAGUUAUUGCAACAACAGGAGAUUAUUUAAGUCAAGGACAAAGUGAAAUACGUACAAUAACAGCUAUAUCAUCAAAUGGACUAACAUUAACAUUAGAUUCAGCAUUAACUUAUAGUCAUUUGGGUGUAACGCGAAAUGUUGGUUCAACAUCAGUUGAAAUUCGUGCUGAAGUUGGUCUUUUAUCACAUAAUGUUAUUUUUCAAGGUUCAACAACUUCAACAUGGAAUACAACAAUUGAAGCAUGUCCAACUGGUUUUAAUCCAGGUGAAUUUGCUGUUCAAACAUGUUUUCUUGGUCGAUAUGGUGAAGAAAUUGGUUCCGAUCAAUUUGGUGCAACAAUUAUGGCUAGUAGUAAUAUGGAUGAUAUUUCGGAUGGUGUGCAACAUGUUAUACUUCGCUUAUCAAAUAUUGAAGUGUUCAAUGGUGGUCAAGCUUUUCGUCUCGGUCGAUAUCCAGUUCAUUUUCAUAUGAAUGGAAAUAUGAGUUUAUCAUAUAUUAAAUCAUCUUCUAUUCAUCAAACAUUUAAUCGAGCUGUUAAUAUUCAUGCAAGUCAUUAUCUUACAGUUGAAAAUAAUGUUAUCUAUAAUAUAAUGGGUGGAGCGAUGUUUUUAGAAGAUGGUAUUGAAGUGGGUAAUAUUUUACGUGGUAAUUUAGCUGUAUUUGUACGAACAAGUUCAAGUUUACUUAAUGAAGAUGUUACACCAGCUGCUUUUUGGGUUACUAAUCCAAAUAAUAUUGUUGAACAUAAUGCCGUUGCUGGUGGUACACAUUUUGGUUAUUGGUAUCGAAUGCUUCGAACACCAGAUGGACCAUCAUUUGCAUUGUAUCCAAGUUCUUGUCCAUAUCGACAUCCAUUUGGUCGGUUUUUUAAUAACAGUGUACAUAGUGUUGGUCGUUUUGGUGUUUGGUUUUUUCCCGAAUAUUCACCAACUGUAGCUGGUAGUUGUACAAGUGAUACACCAUAUCAAGCUAUAGUUGAUGGAUUAGUUUCAUGGAAAAAUAAUCGUGGUAUUGAAUGGGUUAUGUCAAGCACAGUUCAAAUAAGAAAUACUAUUGUUUUUGAUAAUCAUGAUACUGGUAUUCGAUGUGUAACAGCUAUUAAUCAUCAAGCAACUGAUCUUCCAAAUCUUCGUAGUACAUUUUAUAAUGAAAAUAAUGGUUCAUCAGUUAUUAAUUCAAUUAUUAUUGGUGAUACAGGUGUAUCUGGAAGUUCAGUUGUGCCAGGUGAAGGUGGUCUUGUUGUUAUGUGGGAUCGUGGUCUUCGUGUAAGAAAUGUAACAUUUGUUAAUUUUACAAGUUCAAAUACACAAGCUAUUUAUGGACCAAUUAUUACCGGUCGUUGUAUGAUUUAUUGCGGAGGUUGGUUAACUAAAUUUUCUCAAUUAUCAUUUGUAAAUGUUCAAAAUCGUGGUAAUUUUCGAUGGUCAUAUGAUGGUUUAUAUCAAGAUGAAGAUGGUACAUUAUCUAAUGUUGCUGGUGGUAUAGUUAUGUCACCUGAUGGUCUUUGGAAUACAUCAAGUGCAUGCACAUCAACACCAAAUUUUCCUAAUGCUGUAACAUGUCCAUCAUCAGUAGGCAAAUGGAUUCGAUUUGCUUUUAAUAAAGCUAACCUUGGAGCUAAUGGUGAAGUUUUAAAUAUUUAUGAUACGUCAAGUCAUCAUACAGUUGUACUUAAUCUUCCAAAACGACUUACACAUACUAAAGGUUAUAUGAUGAAUUUAUUAACAAGACAAACUUAUUUAUUUCAAUUUCAAAAUGCUAAUAGUUCAGUUAAUUUAUCUUAUUCUGGUGUUGUUUAUGAUCUGGCACCCGGUGAUCAUCUUAUUGUUCUUCAUAACGUUGAUUAUAUGCCUGAUCGUGUCAAUACAAUUUCAGCUACAACAUUUACUGCUAUAUCAUCUGCGCCACUUACAACUGCAAGUAACAAUGGUGAUUGGUAUUAUGAUAAUUCUACACAUAUAUUUUCCUAUAUCGUUAAAAAUCCAUCGUCAAAUACUGUUUCAAUUGAUGUAUCAAUUGCAUUGAAUGUCGUCAAAUGUCGAUAUCCAAAUUGUGAAACACCAGCACAACCAGGUCUUGAAUUGCCAGCAACAGCACGACCAGAUGAUGCUUUAUAUUGGUCAAAUGAUUCAGAUUGGAGUUUUGCAUUAGAAGGUUAUGGUGGAUAUGGAAGUGUUAAACCUAGUGAUGAUACAAAUAUUUAUAUACCUCGUGGUAUUUGGCUUGUUGUUGAUUAUCCAUUACCUCGUAUUCGUUCAUUGCGUAUUGAUGGUGUACUGGAAUUUGAACAAGGUAUAAAUAAUACUCUUUAUGUUGAUAGUAUUCUUAUCAAUGGUGGUCAAUUAAUUGUCGGUUGGCCAAAUGAUCCACUUACAUCUAAUGUUGAUAUUAUUAUAAAUGGUUCAUCAUCAGUCAAUGUUUUAUUACCUAAUGAUGCUGGAUCAAUUGGACCUCGAGUAAUUGGUGUUUUAGGUGGUCUUGAUUUACAUGGUAUUUCACAUAAUGUCUCUUGGACUCGUCUUGCUACAACAGCAUUAGCAGGUCAAAAUUCUAUUACAUUAAGUGAACCAGUCGAUUGGGUAGUUGGUAAUGAAAUUAUUUUAACAACAACAGAUACAAGAAUUGAACAUGUAGAACGACAUACUAUUGCUAGUAUUGGUGGAGGUCGUACAACAAUUAUUUUAGUUAAUAAUCUUGCAUAUACACAUAUUGUCAUUCAUAAUGUAUUUCCUAAUGGUCAAAUGUAUCAUGUAGCUGGUGCUGUUGGUCUCUUAACAAGAAAUGUACGUGUUAUAAAUCGUAGUCCAGCAUCAGAAAAAUUUGGUUUUCGUAUACUUGUUACUGAUUAUGCAACAAAUGUUUGGAAUCCAGUUGGUUCUGAAUAUUUAUAUACAUAUUAUAAAGGUUAUGCACGAUUAUCUAAUGCACAAUUUAUUGGUUAUGGUCAAUUUGUUGAUGCUCCUAACUAUGAUAAACGUGAAGCAAUUCAUUUGUAUAAUCUUGGUGAUUGGAAUAUAUCACGACCAACUUAUGUUGAUUCAUGUUCAUUUGAUACUGGUUAUUAUUCAGCAAUUGGUAUAUGGGAUACAAAUGGUGUUCCAGUUACAGGAAAUGUUGUUUAUAAUACUUAUGAAUCAGCUAUUGUUGUUGCAGGACAAAAUAAUAUUAUACAAAAGAAUCUUGUUUCAACUGUAUAUUGGUCCGGUGUAGCUCAACCAGAAUAUGCUGAAUUUAAUACUAAUAAUGAUGGUGCAAUUAUGUCAAGAGAUGCUGUUAGUGUAAUCAUGAAGGACAAUUUGGUAUCUGGUGCACAACGUUUAUGUUAUCGUAUUCAAGGAAAUGCAUGUCCAGGAACUGUUUUACCAACUGGUAUGAGUAAUGAUUAUGAUAAUAAUGAAGCUCAUUCAGCUAUGUCUGGUGUUAAUAUUUGGCCUAUGGAUCUAGGCUUUGACUAUGAUACAAGUUGUGUAUUAUUCAAAGGUUUCAAAACUUAUAAAACAUGGUAUUAUGGUCUAUACAUCAAUACAGCACACAAUAUCAUUAUUGAUUCAUGUCAAGUAGCUGAUAGUAGUGUUGGUAUUUUUACACUUGUCAUUGGUCCUCCAGCUACAUCACAUCAAUUUGGUAACAAUUCAAUCACAAUACGUAAUUCAAUAGUUGCUGGUGCCAUAACACAAAACGAUUGUAGUGAUACUCCCGAUAGUACUACACUUAGUGAACGAUAUGGUUCAAAAGCCAUUCCUCUAGUAUCUGCAACAUCAUCAUCGGGAAAUUCAGGUGGUCGAACAGGCAUUACAUUUCCAUAUUUUUCACGUGAUAAUAUGAUGCCAACUCAUCCGUGGACAGGUAUUGGUGCCUAUCCAACCCUUGCUGGUAUAAUGACAAUAACAAAUGUGACAUUUGGAUUCUUUAAUGAUAUAUGUUCACGUCGUGAUAUAGCUAUUCAAGUAUCACAAAAUAAUGAUGAUGGUCAACAUCCAGUAGUAACAAGUCAAAUAUCAGUUUAUAAUACAUCAACAUCAAAUUUAAUUUUCAAUGGACGACCAAAUCUUGCAGCUGUUAAUCCAAGUGAUUGUGUUGAUAUGGAUUGUGAUGGUUUGAAAAAGAGUUUACUUACUGAUACUGAUGGUACUUUAUUUGGUCUGCCAUCAACUGUCUUUUCUGAAGCUGAAUAUCUUUGGGGUAAUUAA